CCGUUGCCUCAAGAUGGCGGACGCGAUGCGGUGGCGCUGCGUCGGUUGCCCCUGAGGUGGCUGUGACGACUAACGGUUGGCGAGGCUCCACAGUUGAGGCGGAAGACAGUCGUCCAAGCAGGGGGAAGAAGAGGAGGCGGCCCCACUGCCCGCCGACUUCUCGCUAGCCACCGGCUCAACACCGCCGCCACCAGGGGUUGGCCCCUCAGCAGCCCGCCCGCUGCCAGUCCCGGCUGCCUUCCCCAGCCGCCGCCAUGAAGCUAACCGACAGCGUGUUGCGGAGCUUCCGCGUCGCCAGGGUGUUCUGCGAAAACUCGGACAAGAUUAACUGCUUCGAUUUCAGCCCCAACGGCCAGACGGUCAUCUCAAGCAGCAACGACGACUCCAUCGUGCUCUAUGACUGCCAGGAGGGCAAACCAAAGAGAACCCUGUACAGUAAGAAAUACGGCGUGGACCUCAUCAGAUACACUCAUGAGGCAAACACAGCUGUUUACAGCUCUAACAAAAUAGACGAUACUAUUCGUUACUUGUCCUUGCAUGACAACAAAUACAUCAGAUACUUUCCUGGACAUAGCAAAAGGGUGGUGGCCUUGUCCAUGUCACCUGUGGAUGACAUUUUCAUUUCUGGGUCUCUUGAUAAGACCAUUCGACUCUGGGAUCUCCGGGCUCCUAACUGCCAGGGCCUCGUGCAUCUACAGGGGAAGCCAGUUUGUUCUUUUGAUCCAGAAGGGUUAAUUUUGGCUGCAGGUGUCAACUCUGAGAUGGUCAAACUUUACGACCUUCGUUCUUUUGAUAAGGGGCCAUUUACUACCUUUAAGAUGCAGUGUAAUCGAACUUGUGAGUGGACAGGACUUAAAUUCAGCAACGAUGGCAAGGUCAUCCUCAUUUCCACCAACGGCAGCUUCAUUUCUCUCAUUGAUGCGUUCAAAGGAGUGGUGAUGCACACGUUUGAGGGUUAUGCCAACAGCAAAGCUGUCACACUGGAGGCUUCAUUUACUCCAGACUCUCAGUUUAUUAUGAUUGGUUCAGAAGAUGGCAAGAUCCAUGUCUGGAAUGGAGAGAGUGGUAUAAAAGUAGCUGUGUUGGAUGGUAAACACACCGGCCCGAUUACCUGUUUGCAGUUCAACCCCAAGUUCAUGACUUUUGCCAGUGCGUGUUCCAACAUGGUCUUCUGGCUGCCCACCAUUGAUGAGUCACCCUGAUGCUGCUAGGCUAUUUCUGUACAGUGAGGGCGGCCAUAGGAAGAAUCUCAGAGGGGGUCUGAGAUAGUAGUGGGAUUGGAUCGUUUGACUGGGCUGGAGAGCAUCCUUUACAUGGCCUUCUCAUGGAUGUGCUGUACAUCUGCUCAAAAGAAAAUAAUUACUUUGCCGAGCAUCUUCAAAAGGACUCUGGCGCAACAGACUCAACUGGAACUCAGCUUUAAUAGCUGUCACUGCACCAAGCUCUGCUGGAGGAGUGACCAGACUCACGAUUUGUGUAUAGUGGGACUCUCAAGACAUCUUCAAUUUGAAUGUACCUGCUGCUGAGGAGCCAGUGAAGUCAUCAGCUCUGCACAUCCCUUCUCCUACCCCCCUAAAUGUAUGGAAAGCUACAGUCCUGGUUUUGAAAUGCUAGAGCAGCUCAGUGCCUCUUGCCCUCACCUUGCAUGUCUUGUUACUGGGUCUCCCUGUGUACUUGUGACAUUAUCCACAACCAUCAUGUUUAUUAGGUGCCAAACAUUUACAGAAAUGUUUCCAUAUUGGGGUCAGAGAAAGAGACAGAUACAGAAGGACCUUGCUUGCAGGAAGCCACGAAGUUAGUCACCGCAAUUAGUCAUGUGAAGCUAGGUGGUUUGGCAGGCCUCAGGCUCUAGGUGUUGGAUGGGAAAAAGCCCAAGGGCCUAAAAGGGAGGGUAAGGGGAUGGUAGGUGAGUUCCUAGGGCUGGAAGGUUUAGCAGCAGCGCGGUGUAGUGCCCUGUCAUCAAGACAAACCCAAGGUCCUCCUGGGUGCCUGCCAAGCUUGGUUUGUACAAAAGCAAGGUUGGAGUCUAUUUAUGUACAUGAUAUAACAUCACACUUUCCUGUGGGCCAGUAUUGAGAAGUGAGUCUGAGUUCUUUACACUGAUGCCUUCCCUGCCCACCACUAAUUGUGUACAUAGUCUUCCCUGCCCACCACAAAUUGUGUACCUUUCCCCAGCUCCCAACCAGGAGCUACUUCUAGGCCUGUGUUAUAUUUAGCCUUUUAAUAUAUGACCUUUGAUUUCUGUUGUUUGUAUUUUAGCCAGUGUAUGCACCUUCAUUUAAAUACAUCUGUGUGCAUACAGAUAUGUGUAUAUGUGUGUGCGUAUGCAUAUAUGUCUCUCAUCUGUAAUUUCUGAGAGUUCAGCUGAAGCAGAUGGAGUCCUACAGCCCAGGAGACACAUUGCAUCCUUGCUAAUAGUGUUCACCACAAGUGUUAGUGAGUCUUCCCUAUUAACGUUUCAUUUCGGAAGACUGAAUGAAGCAAAGCUUAUAGUGUUUGCUGUUUCCAUGGCAGCUAAGUGAAGGUCUUGGGAUGACUCCCUGUGUUCCUCAAGCUGUACUUUGGGGCCCUCUCUGCAGUAUUAACCCCUUUUUGCUUGGUGGUACUCUGUACCUGUGUGUGAUAGUCACUUUUGCGUGGCUUCUGUGUCUGGCUUGUGGCAUUUAGGGAUAGGGUGUUAUAAAGUAUAUCAAACUCUUUAUAUGCUAAAUUCUAAGGGAAAUUUAUCAUAUGACUUCUUACAUAGGACACAAUGAAUGAUAUUAUGGCCACUGCUUUGUUUCAUUUGAAAUUAAUAAACCUAACACAAGA
Molecule: messenger RNA, 2811 nt
Organism: Symphalangus syndactylus (siamang)
Lineage: Eukaryota; Metazoa; Chordata; Mammalia; Primates; Hylobatidae
Product: WD repeat-containing protein 82-like
Cellular component (GO): Set1C/COMPASS complex
Molecular function (GO): chromatin binding; protein binding
Source: RefSeq, a predicted model, not a curated record